AUGGGCAGCACCCACCGUCGUCGUUCGGAAGAAAAAUGGAUCGAUCCGCCUCUGACAAGACUACUCAACAGGACUGAACGAUGGAACAAAACCAGCAUCCGCUUCCAAACCCCAGAGGAUGCUUUCACGAAACUCAACGGAGGACGCUACUUUUCACAGCUCGACUUAGCCGAAGCAUAUCUCCAAUUGGAAGUGGACGACGUCUCAAAGCAGCUACUCACUAUCAAUACGCACCGUAGACUGUAUCGCUUCAACCGACUACCAUUUGGAGUGAAACCAGCUCCUGAGAUCACCUACCUUGGGUUCAUCAUCAACGCACAAGGACGACGCUUCGAUCCAGAAAAGACCAAAGCUAUCCAGAAAAUGCCCGCUCCGAAGGACGUUAAUCAACUUCGCUCUUUUCUGGGUCUCAUCAAUUUCUACGGAAACUUCGUCAAGGAUCUCCACAAUCUACGCGCUCUUUUGGACACUCUUACAAAAGAGGAUGUUGUCUGCUCAUGA
Molecule: messenger RNA, 501 nt
Organism: Necator americanus (New World hookworm)
Lineage: Eukaryota; Metazoa; Nematoda; Chromadorea; Rhabditida; Ancylostomatidae
Exons: 2
Coding region: 1-501 (166 amino acids)
Source: RefSeq, a predicted model, not a curated record